Scylla paramamosain (green mud crab) is the source of this 7437-nucleotide messenger RNA. Its product is annotated as dolichyldiphosphatase 1-like. Gene Ontology annotation, cellular component: endoplasmic reticulum membrane; intracellular membrane-bounded organelle. The coding region runs from base 1154 to 1843 and encodes 229 amino acids. The record is from RefSeq and is a predicted model, not a curated record. Gene Ontology annotation, molecular function: dolichyldiphosphatase activity. Gene Ontology annotation, biological process: lipid biosynthetic process; protein N-linked glycosylation. The transcript has 6 exons. Lineage: Eukaryota; Metazoa; Arthropoda; Malacostraca; Decapoda; Portunidae.
UAAACGCAUUAAUUUUCAAUGGCACAGAUACAUUAGAGCAGAGACAGCAAUAAAAAAAUGUUUGUUGAUGUUUAUUAACAAUGACUGAUUUAAUCAUGUACUUUAAUGUGAAGGAUGUACUUGCCUUUUUAUAUAAGCUGUACCUUCCAUGACCCACAGAAAAAGGCUUAUGAACCCUAUGGGGGUCAUGACCCGCAGUUCAUAGGAACCAGUGCUCUAAACUUUAAAUCAAUUUAACAAUUCACCUUUCUUUUUCAUAACAUAAUUAAAGUUUAUAGACUUUUGAAAACAGGAAACUUCUCUUCAGGAAUAUAUGAAUCCCAUCUGAUGUGCUAACCAUAUAUUUAUCCACAUAUCCACAGACAACACAGCAACAUUAUUGGGCCAAAAAAGAUUCUCUAUAAAUGCUGAUAAUAGGUAAAAUAAAAAAAAGGAAGAGGUAGCAAGAAAUUUCCCCCUAUUCAUUAAUAGAUUUCACAUUUACAUCAGGUAAAAGAGCGAGAAAUCAGAAAAUAGACAUGGGAAAAAUGUGCUCCCGUGACUUAUUUUGAUAGGGUGACUGAUCCCGUACUAACUACUUGUCUAAAAUACCAUGAGAUCAAUCUUUAUGGAUGUGCUAAGUAGAAUGCAUGUAGGUAAGUGUGCAAAGUAUGGCUAGUUGAUUUAUUUGAGGGCGCGCGGCGCGGUGAGCUACCUCCUGUUUGUUUACAUUUGCAUUGCCGAGGCCAGACCCGAGGCACCUUGACUAGAAACAGAUGCAGAAGUCAUCAUAGGCGAGCAACACUGUCCUGACACUUGUGAGAAUAACUGGCCUGUAUUCUUAAAAGUUUUGGGCUCUUAGUUCAACUACUUGUAUGACACCAAACUGCAGUGCAAAUUAUUAGCAUUUUCAAGAGUUUUCAUGGUUUUGGUGAAAGUUUAACAAGAAUUCUGCAUCGUCAAUUUGAAAAAGCUAAAGUUCCAUCGACUUAUCGUCAUUGUGGUCUUUUGAAAUAGCCCGUAUGAAAGCCCGAAGCGUUUAAGAAUACAAGCCAUUGUUAUAUUGUUGUGAGACAGCAGGUGGUAGGUGGCAGGCUGCAGGCCACACCGGGACACACGCAGGCCAUUCAUAGCAGGCCGCCCAUCAUCCACCACCACCAUCAGCUCGGCAGCUAUGGCAGACUUAGAGUGGAAGCCUUUCUCACUUACUUACGUAGAAUAUCCAAAUGGUGAUCUCAUUGGAAAGUUUUUGGCAGUGUGCAGCUUGACUCCCAUGGCAAUUAUUGUUGGUUUUGUGACAUUAAUUCUAUUCAGAAGAGAUCUACACACAAUCACAUUCUUUGUUGGGGCUUUAAUAAAUGAAGGAAUCAACCUGGUGUUGAAGAAUAUCAUCGCAGAGCCUCGGCCAGUGCAGCGGGGUGGACUCUACACGGAAUAUGGGAUGCCAUCCUCCCACUCACAAAUGAUGUGGUUCUUUGCUAGUUAUUCAGUCCUCUUCUUAAUAUUUAGGUUACACCACAUCAGCAAUUAUGUGAUGGAACUGUUGUGGAAGGUGCUCGUAGCUGUUGGCCUCAUCACUGCAGCUGCUAUUGUUGCCUAUUCCAGAGUGUACCUGCUGUAUCACUCGUGGGCCCAGGUGUUGCUGGGGGCCAUGGUGGGGGUGCUGUUGGGCUGUGGCUGGUUUGUGGUGGUCCAUAUUCUCUUCACUCCACUCUUCCCCACAGUGGCAUCCUGGAGUGUGUGUGAGAGGCUCAUGAUCCGAGACACAUCGCUCAUCCCCAACAUCCUGUGGUUUGAGUACACUCAUGCACGCACUGAGAGCAGAGCAAGAAACCGCAAACUUACUUCCAUGAAAAGUCAAUGACAUUUGUGGUAAUCUGUUAGUAUUUGUGCUGUUGGUUUCCUUGCAGUUUGAUAUUAUUUGAGCAUAGUUUCAAUUUUAUGUUUGUUUUAGUCACUAAUUUGUCUUUAUUAUGUUUUUUUAUUUUGUUUAUUUUUAGAUUACUUCAUUUGUCGUUAUGUUUUUUUUUUUAUUUUGUUUCUAUUAAAUUACUUUGUCAGUAAAGCCAUAUUGUGCAAGAAUUUUUUAUGACAAUUAUGUUUUAUUUAAUGAUUCAGUGUUUAUUCAGAAAUUGUGGUACUUUUGUUCCUCUGUAAUCCCUUUUGCCCAUGAAGAAUGUCAGCAGACUGCCGCUGUAUUAAUUUAUGUUGUUCAUCAAAUUGCAGUAUUUAUCACUGAUGUUUGACAAAGUAUUCAUAAAAAUAGACUAUGCACCAGUGAACUGUCAACAGGAAAUUCUCUCUCUCUCUCUCUCUCUCUCUCUCUCUCUCUCUCUCUCUCUCUCUCUCUCUCUCUCUCUCUCUCUCUCUCUCUCUCUCUCUCUCUCUCUCUCUCUCUCUCUCUCUCUCUCUCUCUCUCUCUCUCUCUCUCUCUCUCUCACAUGCAAAUACACACACACACACACACACACACACACACACACACACACACACACACACUAUAGGGAAUCCAGCCAUAUUUGGUACUUUGGGAUGUUGGCUGUAUUUGUCCUGCAUUGAUGCCACAUUAAUAGUCAACAGGCAUAUGAAGAUCUGUCACUCACACUGUAUUCCUUUGCCCUAAUUAUUCCUAAAUUGUAGAUUGUUAUGUAAUACUGCAUGGUUUUUAGAAUGGCUUUUGAUUUGAUGAUGGAACAAUGAUGCUGUAUAACUUCCAGUAUACUCAGCAACCUAUACAGGUCAUGCAGUGCUGCAGCACCUGUGUCCUUAACAUGUGAAUUCCCCAGGCAAUGCCUUGCUGGCUCAGGUCAUUCAUUCAUGGUCUCUCCAGGAUUGAGAUGGCAACAGCACAGAUAGGUACAACCAACACUACAAGUACCAAAUUAGUCUGGAUCCACUAUAAUCACAGUGUUUAGAGUUAAAGGAAGUGGAACAACUAGAGAGAGAGGACCUGUGUGUGUGGAACAAAAGGGACAUGAGGGUACAUGAAGGAAAGCUGAAGAGGACCACAUGUUGUAGAGGCAUUAAGAAGCAUUAUGAGCAUAGUUUCUUUCCAGCAUGUUGUCGCUACAUAAAUACACAAUGUACCACCAAAUACCAAAUCAAGGCAAGGAGUGUAGAUCAAUUAAAGGAAAACUGAACAAAUACAAAUAGUGUAAAGAUGGGACCACACAGGUAGCUCAGGCCUUGUAAAAUACAACUAGUUGAACACACACACACACACACACACACACACACACACACACACACACACACACACACACACACACACACACACACACACACACACACACACACACACACACACACACACACACAGUGAAGGAGCUAUUACAUGGACAAGAUUUUCCUUCAGCACAUGUAUGGAAAAACAGUAUCAGUGAUUAGACAGGUGAUGAGGAGAGGAGAGACUCAUAAGCUGUUUAAUCAUUUAAGGAAAAAUAAGGACAUUAAACAUUAAAGAGUCAUUGCUCAUUACUAAUAAGAAUUAAAAUGACAGUGGAAUAUCCCUCAGACAAAUGAUGCCCUAAGAGUGUGAGGGCUAAGUAAUGAUCCUGUUCAUCAGGUUUCACCCUAGAACAGUAGGGAAGCAGAUAAUUAAAUAUUGAAGAUAACCUUACUGUUGAUUACAUGUAGAUUCCUUGUUCUUCCAACAUCUUACUGGGAAUAAGUAUUGAAUCUUGGAAGUUACUAACCCUGAUUUGUCAAUGAAUAUAAUCUUAUCAACAAUCUGUCCAAACAAACUGCAUCUAAGUUUGGACAGUCAAAGAAAAGACACCUUGAAUUGUAGUAUGCAGAUUCAUCAUUCAUUCUAUCCCUCCACUGAGGAUGUCAGCCAAGUAUAGAGACAGAUAGAUGAUGGAUAUUUCUAAUAUGAGUGAAACUUUUACAUAUGAUUUUUAAUGAAAUAAAAGUCCAAAAAUUAGUAUAUACUGUAGGGAGAAUAGACUGAAGACAUUCACAGAAUCAUAAGACUUUCCAUGUAAGCGAUAAUUGAUGCUACAGGAAAGUACUUUUGUUUAAAGUCUUAACAUCACAUUCUUCCUGUAAAGGUAUGUGGUAGUCAGGUAGAUAGAAUUUUUUAGCCAUGUUUAGAGAUAUGACUUCAUGAUGCCUGAAAGUAUUUCAUGCCAGGCCAGUAUGUUGUCAUCCUUCACAUGAAUGCAUAUUGAUGCUAUGUGGAAAAGAUGAUUUACCAUUUUCUCACUUAAGAAAAUUUUUUCAGUAAAGGUUCAAGAUCUGGUAAAGGAACCUUCAGCUAUAUUAUUGAUAUUUUUUUUUUUUUUUUUUUUUUUUUUUUAUUAGCACCACAACCAUGACAUGACUGCUGUGUGAAUUUUUUUUCUAGGACUCUUGCAAUCAUAGUACUUAUAUGUAAUCAUCUCAAGGGUAAUUUUUUAAAAUAAAAAUUCGUACUUGCUGGAAGGGACCUUGAGGUGAUAAAUGAUGUAAAGAUACUGGGGACAUUAUUCUUAGAUUUAUUGUUGGUGCUGGUGGUUUUGUUUGCUUGCACAGCAGACAUUUUUUUAAGAGUGGUCAGUCAGGAUGUCUUCUCCCAUCCCUAGAGGCCCAGGAGGUAAGAUAGAUUUUAAUUCAGUAUGAAGCAUCCUUAUGCAGCAAUGUUGCAUUUAGUUCCUUCAAGGAAACUAACAAACUUUAGUUCUCAUAAAACAUGCAGUAUUGUGACAAGGACAUGGCUUGGGAGAAAUAGUGCCUGCCAGUACCUCUCUGUCCUACUCAGCCUCUUGAACUAUAGAUCUUUGCUGUUAACUUUACAGAGAUGGAAUAUUUAUUUUCCUGUGAGAGGUAUUGUAAAGAGUGGAAUACGGAGCACCAUCUCACCACUCUAGCACCAGAAUUCUUUCUUUCAAACAAGGGGUUUAAACAAGUGGAACAUAAAAUUCAUAAGAAAAUACACUCCAUCUAAUUAGUACCAUUGGACAACACAAUACCACAAUGGUCCAACACUAACAAAGGGGAAAGACUACAGUGUAGCAAAAGAAUGGUGGGUGCAUGGAAAGGCUGCAGUGUUUUGCACUUUUGUCAGAGAAUGGUGGCAAUGGUGGAGUGAGGCAAACUAGUAAUGAGGUGGUUGCCCAAUUAGGCCAUGGUGCCAGAAUAAUAAGUAUUGGGUCAUAAAGUGGUUGCCCUCACAGUCAUUGACUUCUUCACUUUGAACAGUGUUACUUUUGUCCUCAGGUUCAGCUUUGCUGCUGUGAAAAAGUGAGACAGACAGAGUGCUCUUAGUGGUAGAUUAGGGAAUGUUUGGCUAGACGUGGGUGUGUGUGUCUGCAUUUGUGGGUGCUUUGUCCGCCUGGUUUAUAGAUGCAGUCUGAUAUAAGGACAAACAGUUAAUGAAAUGAGAAGCAAACUGAUUCUUCUCACAACAUUUGAUAUGGUAAGACAACCAUUAAACUGCUUUGUGAGUCUUGCCAGUGGAGAAUGUUACUCAUUGUCACUUCUCAUUAUUUGAGCCAGAAGCAGCCAACUAAUCUGCUACACUGCCUGUCACUUGCCAUGUGUCAUUCAUUUUCAUUAGUACCAAAUGCUCUCCUUUCUGAGCAGUUCUCUUUCAUCGCCAAAAAGUUAUCAUACACAUGAAAGAUUAGGCUUCUUAAGCAUAAAGAAAAUUGUAACAUGGUAAAACCUUGCUAACUCGGAGGGCCGAUUCGACUUAAUCAAACCCAGCACUGCAUUUAAAUUCCUUAUCCACAAGGUGUUCAGCAAGCCUCCUGCAGUAUGCUGGAUGUCCAGUCCACACAGUGAUACCCCUUUAGCUCUUUGCUGCAAGUACUGUAUGCUGUAUGUAGAGAGAUUCAUUGAGGUUUUCAUGCUACGCCUUCCUUGCUUUAUACAGGAUCCUUCCCCUUCCAUUAAGAGUGUCCGACUUGGUGAGGUUUUACUGUAGUUCAAUCUUGGUGGUAGUAUCAUCAUUGCCAUAUCACACAGAUACAUUGUAGGGGCAUAAGAAAAUAAGGAGACUAAAAUACCAGCUGACUUACACAAGACAGCUUGUAAUUACUCAUAACUUACCAUCAGUCAUCAUCAUCCAUAAAUUUAUCCAGCUUCCUUUCUUAAGACAGGUGGCCUCAUCUUGAAUCAUGGUGUUCCUGUAGUUGCAGAUUCAGAGAAAAGGAAAUGAGCAAAAAAAAUUUUAAUACUAAUUACAAAAAAAAAAAUAGUACCAAAAAAAAUCUAUCUGUAAAGAAGGUUUUGGCCAAUGACAGCCUGUAACAGUUGUGCAGUGCAAAGAGAAUCCUAUUUUUUCCCCCUUUUACUCUUGUUUAUUUCUUUUUCUUUUUAUUUUGAUAUGUUCACCAUUCUAACUAAUGUUUAUAUUGUUAUUUUAAUUAAUUUGUGAUUUGUUGCUAUAUUUGUAUUUAUUUGUCUAUGUAUUUCACAUGUAGAGUGGAAGGACUGGAAAUUUCCUUGUCCAUAUCUGUAUUCCUACAAUGAGACUGCUUGCUGUCUUGCCACAGCCACCCAUCUUGAGAAGGAAUGUCAACCUGCUGUGUGGAUAGAUUUAUUAUUUUUUUACUUUUUUAUUAAUUUAUUUUUCUUCAUUACUUUUACUACCUGUUUGCCACUUGUAUAGUUUGGAUUGUUUCUGGUUUCACAGCAAGUACCCCAAGUGAUUCCAUGGACACACAGACAGGCUGUUGGCACACACACACACACACACACACACACACACACACACACACACACACACACACCUGCUGAUCAUCUACUGCCAGAUUUAGGGGUCACUUUUUUCUUGCCUUGCUGCACACCUGUUCUCAGCUUCAUGAACAGGGCAUCUACCUGGCCAAGGAACUCAAACCCCACACCUCUUGGUUGUGACUUUCAAUAUAUAUAUAUAUAUAUAUAUAUAUGAACAAUGGCAUUUGACGUGUGUAAGUAUGCACUACACACAGAUGGUAAUACAGUUUUUUUUAAACGAGGUAAACUCUUGAACAUGCUGUAUAAAGGUUGUUAUAUGUAUGUAUAUUUAUGAUAAACUAUUUGCCAAUCACUUACGCAACAAAUUACUGAGUCAGAUUAAACAUGUUACAUAAAAUGUGUAGAAAUGAAGUUUACAUUUUUAAACAUCAGUAGUUAAAAGAAAUCAGAAUUUCUAUAAAGUAAAAUAGAAAAAUUUAAAGUUUGUUUGAGACAUUGUAGUAUUGCAUGGAAUACAGUAACAUUAUUGCCAUUGGUUGAGGGGAGUUGCAUUUAAUGUCCAUGUAGUUAAAUGGUUGUUAAUGAGUGGCAAUAUCAAAGGAAGUUUCUACCCACUGAGUAUCACCUGGAUAAGUUUCAAGGUUAAUUGGUCAACCACAGUUUUACAGUUGCUGUAUGCUUCUUUGUAUUCUAAGAGAUAUUUACCAGUGGGUACAGACUUGGGUGCAGUAAUAAAAGUUUCCAAAUACUGUUGUUAGAUAUUAUAUUGGUUGUAAUAAAGUAAAAAGAUAUGGU